Molecule: messenger RNA, 1958 nt
Organism: Hordeum vulgare subsp. vulgare (domesticated barley)
Lineage: Eukaryota; Viridiplantae; Streptophyta; Magnoliopsida; Poales; Poaceae
Product: palmitoyl-acyl carrier protein thioesterase, chloroplastic-like
Exons: 7
Coding region: 63-1346 (427 amino acids)
Biological process (GO): fatty acid biosynthetic process
Molecular function (GO): fatty acyl-[ACP] hydrolase activity; acyl carrier activity
Source: RefSeq, a predicted model, not a curated record
AGCGGCGCGCGCGCGCGGUUGGAGCUUAAUCUUGGUUCCUGAAGCUGUAGUACGGCUGUGUCAUGGCGGGGUCUGUUGCCGCCUCGGGGUUCUUCCCCACGCCGGGGUCUUCCCCGGCUGCAUUGGCUAAAGGCUUGAAGAACAUGUCUGGUGAAUUACCUGAGACUUUGAGUGUCCGUGGGAUGGUUGCAAAGCCUAACACGCCGCCUGCGUCCAUGCAAGUCAAGGCUCGGGCCCAAGCACUCCCCAAGGUUAACGGCUCCAAGGUUAACCUCAAGACCACAGGCUCAGACAAGGACGAGACAGUGCCUUACACUUCCUCAAAGACAUUCUAUAACCAACUGCCAGACUGGAGCAUGCUUCUUGCAGCUGUCACGACCAUCUUCCUGGCCGCAGAGAAGCAGUGGACGAUGCUUGAUUGGAAGCCCAAGAGACCUGACAUGCUUGUUGACACAUUUGGCUUUGGUAGAAUCAUCCAGGAUGGGCUGGUGUUUAGGCAGAACUUCUUGAUUAGGUCCUAUGAGAUUGGUGCUGAUCGUACAGCUUCUAUAGAGACAUUAAUGAAUCAUUUACAGGAAACGGCUCUUAACCAUGUGAAGACUGCUGGUCUACUUGGAGAUGGUUUUGGCGCUACGCCGGAGAUGAGUAAACGGAACUUGAUCUGGGUCGUCAGCAAAAUUCAGCUUCUUGUAGAGCAUUAUCCCUCAUGGGAAGAUAUGGUUCAAGUUGACACAUGGGUAGCUUCUGCUGGAAAAAAUGGAAUGCGUCGAGAUUGGCAUAUCCGUGACUACAAUUCGGGAAGAACAAUCUUGAAAGCUACAAGUGUUUGGGUUAUGAUGAAUAAGACCACUAGAAGACUUUCAAAAAUGCCAGAUGAAGUUAGAGGUGAAAUAGGCCCACACUUCAAUGACCGUUCAGCCAUAACAGAGGAGCAGGGUGAGAAGUUGGCUAAGCCAAGGAACAAAGUUGUGGACCCUUCCACCAAACAGUUCAUAAGGAAGGGGCUUACUCCUAAGUGGGGUGACCUUGACGUGAACCAACAUGUGAACAAUGUGAAGUAUAUUGGGUGGAUCCUUGAGAGCGCUCCGAUUUCAAUACUGGAAAAGCAUGAGCUUGCAAGCAUGACACUGGAUUACAGGAAGGAAUGUUGCCGUGACAGCGUGCUGCAGUCGCUUACCAACGUUUCGGGUGAAUGCGCGGACGGCGGCCCAGAUUCCGCCAUCCAGUGCGACCAUCUGCUCCAGCUGGAGUCUGGAGCUGACGUGGUCAAGGCUCAUACAACGUGGCGGCCAAAGAGAGCGCAUGGCGAAGGAAACCUUGGGCUGUUCCCUGUCGAGAGUGCAUAACCGCUUCAAAUGUGAAGUACGGCAAGCAUGGGUUGUUAUGGGAUGCAAAUUCUAAUCUUGCCGGGGAUAAAUGAAGGAAUUAUUUUGUGCCGGGGAUAAGCCAAGCCGCAUAGCCCAACCUGCCGCAUCUUAUGCUACACACACAUUCUGAUUGAGAGGCCAAACUGUUUUCGGAGGAGUUUCUCGGAUUUGGCAGGCUUGCAAGGAGGGAUGUGGAGCUUCAUUGGUGGUACCGAAGUAAUUUUUUGAGGAUGGAGAAGGGUGGAAUUUGGACUAUGGACAAGGCGGAUGGGGCUUGUGUGUGGUGAUAGCGAUUUGAGGUGAUUGGUGAAAGGAGGAAGAAUGCAGCGGGGGCGGCGGCUGGGAUUGUUUGUGUUUUUGACAUGUGUUUGGAUGCGGAGCGGAAUGGAUCAAAUAAUUUGUGUACUAAGUUAGCCGAGAUGUGUGUGCGUGGAGGCGAAAUCCUAUCCCUUGUAACAGCCUGAUGAUUUGUACAUUCCUACCUAGUACCCCCUCUCUUCCCUUCCCUUCCCUUCCCUUCCCUUGUUGGUUGAAUCGAAUCGCAGCGCAGCUCUCCUGCGUUUCCUUCAUUGGAAACCUAUGCGUCGGUUA